Molecule: messenger RNA, 1553 nt
Organism: Lolium perenne
Lineage: Eukaryota; Viridiplantae; Streptophyta; Magnoliopsida; Poales; Poaceae
Product: beta-glucuronosyltransferase GlcAT14A-like
Cellular component (GO): membrane
Molecular function (GO): glucuronosyltransferase activity
Source: RefSeq, a predicted model, not a curated record
UAUAUCCCCGUCCAUCAUCCAUUAUAUAUCGACAGCACUUCGGCGUUGCGUCAGUGCUUAUGUUUGCUCCUCCACGAUCCGAUCCCAGCCCAACAAACACAAGCGUUGACAGACACCUGGAAGCUGAAAAGAGGUAAACAACUACUUGUACAGGACCGCCGGCGACCAUUCCUCCGGCACAGGCACGGGCACGGCGGGAAAGAGGAGGGUUCGAGCCCUUGACGCAAUGUCUCGCUCUUCCUGGCUCCUGACGUUCUCCCCGUGCGCGGCGCUCGCGUCGCUGGCCGCGGUCACCACCACCCUGCUGGUCCUCGGCUACGCGUCGUCCAGGCCGACCUCCUUCCUCAAGGACGCGGCCGGGUACGAGUACGACGACGUCCCAUACAGCCCAGCUGCGUCGGCGACGGUCCCGAGGCGCGGGGCAGGGUACCCGCCGGUGCUGGCGUACUACAUCUCCGGCGGGCACGGCGAGUCCGUCAGGAUGACGCGGCUGCUCAAGGCCGUGUACCACCCGAGGAACCGGUACCUGCUGCACCUGGACGCCGGCGCCGGCGCCUACGAGCGCGCCAGGCUGGCGGGCUACGUCCGGUCGGAGCAGGCCUUCCUCGAGUACGGGAACGUGCACGUCCUCGGCAAGGGCGACUCCGUCGACGGCCGCGGCGCGUCCGCCGUCGCCGCCGUGCUCCGCGGCGCCUCCGUGCUGGUCAGGAUCGGCGCCGACUGGGACUGGCUCGUCACGCUCCAGGCCACCGACUACCCGCUCGUCACGCAGGACGACCUUCUGCACGCCCUCUCCGCCGUGCCGCGGGACCUGAACUUCAUCGACCACAGGGUGGACACCGACACCGCGCCGGUGCUCGUGCUCGACCAGAACCUCCUGCAGAGCACCAACGCCGAGAUCUCCUUCUCGUCUGGGCAGCGCGAGAAGCCCGACGCGUUCCAGCUCUUCAAGGGCUCGCCCUGGACGGUGCUGAGCCGCGGGUUCGUGGAGCACUGCGUGGUGGCGCCCGACAACCUCCCGAGGACGCUGCUCAUGUACUUCAGCAACGCGCUCAGCCCCAUGGAGUUCUACUUCCAGACGGCCAUGGCCAACUCGGCGCGCUUCACGAACGCCACCGUCAACCACACCUUCCGGGUCUACGUCCCGGACGGCGACCACCGGUCGCGGUACGACGCCGUGGUCGGCAGCGGGGCGGCCUUCGCCGGCCGGCUCGGCGACGUCGACGGCGACGAGGCGUUGCUGCAGAGGAUAGACCAGGAGCUGCUAAGGCGCCCGCUCGACGGCGUCACGCCCGGACAGUGGUGCGCUGGCGGCGACGAAGAGACCGAGGCCGACGACUGCUCGGUCGGGGGAGACAUUGACGUUGUCAGGCAGGGCGAGGCGGGACGGAGGCUGGCGAAACUGGUGGCCGGCCUUGUCGGGGCCGCCGGGCCAUGAGGCAGCUGCUUGCUUUGCAAGCAGGCUGCCCGGUCUCCACGUCGGAUUUUUUGUUCAUCUUUAUCAUAAUCACACGAUCCAAAUCUCUUCUUAACAGAGCACGAUUCAAAGUUUA